CACAAUAAACCCACUGGCUGGCGUCCCUGAGCCAUCAGACGGGCUGUUCCCCACACUGGCUGUGGGCUCUGUCUGCUGGGACAGCCGCUAGCCUCACGCAAUCCCCGUGCCGCCCCUGGGUUGGGACAGCACCUGGUGCCCGGGAACAGGCAGCCACCGCGUGAGCCGGGCAUCAUGUCUCCUCUGCACACUGUUCUGUUCUCCCUGCUCUUCAUCGCCUCCUCGCAGGCCCAGGACGGCGCAGUGCAGGGCACCACUGCGGGCUCCAGGACGCUGCAGCCCUGGCUGGUGGGGCUGACGGCCGUCGUGGUCUUCCUCUUCAUCAUUGUCAUGCUGAUGAUCAUCAACAGAGUCUGGUGCUACAAGAAGCGCAGGAACGAGGAGGAGCCGCUGGAAGAACCUGCCCAAUCCAGCAGGACGGUCUCAAACCCCUACGACAACCUGGUGCUGGAGGAGGACAACGAGGAGGAGCUGAAGGAGAAUAAAACGACCUCCCUGUGAGGAGCCAGCGAGCCUGGUGGGAUGGGAGACCACGGUACCCUGCUGGGCUGCCCGGCACACAAAUCAACUCGCUGCUUCCCCGCAUCUCUGCCCAGCUCCGCCCGGCCCCUCCCUGUCCCAGCACGGGCGAGCAGCCGGCCUGACCCACGCAGCAGCCUCCCCUGGGCCAUGCAGGCUGCCCAUGCGGCUGCUCUCUCCUGCGUGCUGCCAUACAGGGCCCAGGGGUGCAGCGGGCACAGACCCCACAUCACAACCAUGUGCAGGACAGGCCCCCUCUCCCCUUCCCUGGUCGUUCAGCCGCGGGGGUGCGCGGUGCCUUUGUGGAGCAGGGAGCCAGAGCCAGUCCCUGGAGGGGAUUCUCCCCCAAAGCCCCCUACCAGGCCCCACCUGUUCACAGGCUGCAGAGUUCCCCCGUCCCUCCCGAUGCUGCAGAACUGGGCUCCAGAAUCUGUACUUGCAUUUACACGAAUAACAACGAUAAUAAAGGGUUUUGGCCUGUGUGGUUAUGAAGAAAAGCCUAAGAGCAGGAUGUAGUGAGUUAAGUGUAACUGACAAAGAGACGUCCGCCUGAGUGUGCCAAGAGCCUGAGCCCAUUGCUCCAUAGGCCGCACUUCGGGCGAGCAGAUAGCAAGUGUGGGAAAUUGGGACAUUUUUUUCUCAUGGGGGAGGGUACAGUUGCGUAUAUAAGACAAAGCCCUUAGUGGCGGGACGUCUGGUCACCCUAGAUGCACUGGCCCGUGCAGCUCAAGGGGCUUGUGUCAAAGCUGAUCAUGGGAACACAGCAUAAAAUAAAGUGAAUUUCUAAGCUGAAUGAAGAGCUGGGGGCUGGAGUGUUGGUCAGAGCCAGGAAAUACCCUCCCCACAGGCUCUUCCACCUGCUGGGCCCCAUGCUACACACUGCAGGGUGCAUGGUCCUGCCCAUUCAACCAGCCAGUCAAGCCCAGACAGCGUCCUACCAGCUCAGCCAUCAGAAAGUGACUCCCACUCAUGAGUGGGUCAGCUCGGUCCUGCCUGCUUGAGGAAGGGGGGUCCUCAGGAGGGGCUGGGUCCAUGCAUGUGGCCCAUGCAGACCUUGCAUGCAGUGUUUUCCCCAGGAAUUAAAAUUGGGGUGUGGUAUUCAAAUUUACAGGGAGGGUGGUCAGGGCCGAUGAGGGGUGAGACCAUGAGGGUGAAGGGGGGCUGUAAGGCACCAUAGUGAAAAUGGAAAAAUGUUUCAUGACCAUUUUAUUAGAUUUUAAAAUCAUCACACAAAUUAAAGUCGGCUACUCAAGCCUUCUAUGAAGCACGA
Caretta caretta (loggerhead turtle) is the source of this 1789-nucleotide messenger RNA. RefSeq names its product small integral membrane protein 24 (gene SMIM24). The record is from RefSeq and is a predicted model, not a curated record. NCBI's taxonomy places the organism in Eukaryota, Metazoa, Chordata, Testudines, Cheloniidae.